ACGACAUCGCACCCCCCGGAUCGCGCUGGCGAUGUCCGACGCGCAACUCUUCGCCAACUCGCCAAAGACACCCCGAAAACCAAAACAAAACAAAUCAAAGCGUUCGAUUCAGUUGUUGUCACACCGGGAAAAAAUGAUCGCAACCCGUUGAAACAAUAGAACAAAGCGCACGGUUUUUAUUCGCGCCGGAAACGCGCACAAAGCAAGAUGAGUGACGGCCUUCAGACGCACCACCAACUCCGAAUCGAAGACAUUAAUAUUCCCUUCGACUGCGACUCAAAUGGUUGUUUCAUAAAGUCAAUAAUAACAAGUUGUCAAACACUUCAAAACUACUAAAAUUUAAUAAUAAUAUGUUGCGCACAUCUAAUCUCAACAGAAAUUUAUUACAACUCGUAAAAUUAAUAAAAUUAAACCGCGUUAAAAUUAUGUGCGACAUAAAAUCUAACCAAGAGUAAAAAUUUAGAUAAAUUGUUAAAGUGCGCUACUAAUUAAAUUCGUAAUUAAAUUAACAACUAUUAACAUGUUCGCCAACGAAAAGAUGAUAAUACUUUUAGUUCUCUUCAUUAAGUUUGGUAAAUGUUUGGGAGACGAAAAUGAAGCACGCCUAAUGCGACACUUAAUGGCCAACUACGAUCCUGCGGUGCGACCAGCCGAAAACUCAUCGCUACCGCUCACUGUGAUUUUCGGCGUCUCUCUGCAUCACAUCAUCGAUGUUGAUGAAAAAAAUCAAAUUUUGACCACAAAUUGUUGGAUUACACAAAUUUGGAUCGACCAUCAUCUCAAAUGGAACGUAUCGGAGUUUGCGGGCAUCAAAGUGAUUCGAAUACCAUUCCAACGAGUAUGGCGGCCGGAUAUUAUCCUUUAUAACAACGCCGACCCCCAAUACCAAUCGUCUGUGAUCAAUACGAACGUGAUAGUCUCGAGCAAUGGCGAAGUGGUGUGGCUAUCACACGGCAUUUAUCGCUCCUCUUGUGAUAUAAACGUCGAGUACUUUCCGUUUGAUCUCCAGACCUGCCACAUGAAGUGGGCGUCGUGGACCUACGACGGUUAUCAGGUAGAAUUACAGAAGCAAACCGAAGAGGGUGACAUGUCGAAUUAUCAACCGAAUGGCGAAUUCGACUUGCUCAAUUUCUACGCGGUGAAACACAUACAUGUGUAUUCCUGUUGUCCGGAACCUUAUCCGGACAUCACGUACAGUAUUAAACUCCGAAGACGUCCGAUGUUUUACGUUUUCAAUUUGAUUCUACCAUGUAUCUUGAUUAAUUGUAUUGCACUACUGGUCUUCUACGUGCCGUCGGAGUCCGGUGAAAAAGUGACACUCGGCAUAAGUGCACUGCUCUCAAUGACAGUGUUCCUGAUGACGAUACGCGAAACUUUGCCACCGACGGAAAAAACUCCUUUAAUCAGCCUCUAUUACGGCACGAGCAUAUGUCUGGUCACGUUUGCCUCCGGCCUCUCGGUAGUCACGCUCAACAUUUACCAUCGGGGAGUGCGCGGCGCUGCCGUCCCCAAUAUCGUACGCACUGUCGUCCUGGAGCGGAUGUCCAGACUGAUCUUUAUGCGUUUCGAAAUGACUCAACUCACACAGAAUCUCCCAAAUCGGACAGUCAAUAAGGAAAUCAAUCCACAGACGGGCACAAGACUUGAUAGUCCAUGGCCGUGGACCGAUAAAGUACCCACCGAAGACGGAUACUAUCUUCAACAUCGACAUCAACAACGUUCCCCCAGAUUUGUCCCUCGGAAUCGCGCGGAAAACCUCGAUGCAUUCGAAAAUCAAAUUAUACGAAUCCUUAACAAAGUCCACGCGAGUAUUGACCGCAACGAAACGCGCUUGACGGAACAGGAGCGCCGUGAGUUGAUCGAGAUGGAAUGGAAGCAGACUUCGAUUAUUCUCGAUCGCAUGCUGCUGUGCAUCUUCGUCCUGAUUACGAUUAUUUCGACGACGACGAUUCUGUGCCGCAGUCCGGCGGACACUGGUGACCCGCAGUGACUCUGCACUUCCGCCUUGUCCGCCAUGUUCGUCGUGCGCGUCAUACAAUACUAAAAUGUUGCGUUGCGAUACAUGAAAUAUUACAACUUAUACGAAAUAUUCUAGCUAACGUUUAAGAUACUAAGAUAUUACUUAAGAUAUUACAAUACUAACACACGUGUAUGAUAUAAGCUAGAUUAAGUUGAAAUAACGUGUACUUCAUUGUCAAUAUCUUCAAAUUCUUGAGUGUUACCAUCGAGUGUAACCGAUCUACUUGUGACUAUUGUAAGCAUUGCGUAUAUUAAGUUAAAUAAUAGAUGGUUCAAAUGAU
Molecule: messenger RNA, 2300 nt
Organism: Dalotia coriaria
Lineage: Eukaryota; Metazoa; Arthropoda; Insecta; Coleoptera; Staphylinidae
Gene: nAChRa5
Product: neuronal acetylcholine receptor subunit alpha-10-like
Exons: 9
Coding region: 521-1990 (489 amino acids)
Biological process (GO): regulation of membrane potential; nervous system process; chemical synaptic transmission
Cellular component (GO): neuron projection; plasma membrane; synapse
Molecular function (GO): transmembrane signaling receptor activity; acetylcholine-gated monoatomic cation-selective channel activity
Source: RefSeq, a predicted model, not a curated record